GUGAAGGGACAGUUCGACUGCUAGCUAGAAUGACAAAAUAACCUUGCGGAGUGUGAGAGCUAAAAGAAAAUCAGAGUCGCGGGAUUUGAACGCAGCUCGGCAGCUUUAGUUCCUGGCACGGCUCGGGCGACACUGAACCUCUCCCGAACCGAGGUCGGCCGAACGCGGCCGGCUUUCCAGCUAAGUUACGGCGGAGAAGAAACGCAGGAACGGGACGGUGAUUCAGCGCGUGCUAGCUAAAGAGAGGAGAGUGAAAGAGGAGGGGAGGGGGGAAAGAAAAAAAAUCAGCCUGAACGUAACACAAGACCGAUGUUAACGUAAACAGUUUGCAUGCAGGGCAGUGUCGUUCUCGGUGGCCGCUAGCCGUGUUUUAUCGCCUGGUGGUUCCCCCCCUCCUCCACCACCUCCACCACCACACCGCCCCUCAGCGAGAUGUAUGGAAGGUCGGGAUGACAGGAGGAUGGCCAGCGGGGUUGGAAAGCACAAGCUGCUUGUGAUUGGACCAACGGAGCCAUGGUCGGUGAGGGAGAAGCUGUGUCUGGCCACGUCCGUCAUGAAGAGCGGCGAUCAGAACUGCAGGGUAUCCGUCAGUAGAGCCAUCAAACCGUUCGCAGAACCCGGCCGACCUCCAGACUGGUUCUCUCAGAAGCAUUGCGCCUCCAAGUACUCCGAGCUCCUGGAAACAACAGAGGCCCCAAAGCGGAAGCGUGGCGAGCGAGGCGAAGUGGUGGAGACGGUGGAGGACGUGAUCGUGCGGCGACUGACGGGCGAGAGGAUCGAGGAACUGAAGAAGCUGAUCAAAGAAACGCAGGAAACGCACAGGAAGCUGAAACGAGAGGCUGAGCUGAUUCAAGCCGGGCAUCUGGAUUCCAAGUUGGAGGAGUUAUGGGAAGACAUUCAGCUGAAGAGGAAGCAGGAGGAGGAGGAAGCGGAGCUAAAAAGAAAAAACACAGACGCUGCUUACCAGGCCAGACAGGCAGCAAAGAGCAUGUCCAAACGGAUACCCAGCGUCACCACGCAUUCGCCCUCAGCGAGCAGCUCCCCAAGCCAGGACUUCCCACCAGGUGAUCAACUUGAGAGCCUGACGCUGGAUGGUCCACCCACAAAGAAUUCUUCAGGAACAGCAAAGUUAAUAACAUUUUCUCAAACGUCUGGACCCGCUAAUGACGACAUCAGCCACGGGGCAAUUCUGGAGGACUCGGCUCAGAAGAAGCUCCUGAGCCAGAAAGCCACCCCGCCACCAUCUCCGCUCCUGUCAGAGUUACUAAAGAAAGGCAGCAUCUUGGCAUCCAAUUCCAGACUGAUAGGAGACGGUGACGGGUCUCCCGGUAACGUAGCAGGAUCCCAUGACUCUCAGCUGCAUUCAUCCUGUCAGCCUCUUUCCCAAGCAACAGGUGCGCCGAUGCUGUCCCGUCUUCUGGAGGCAGGUCCAGCCCAGUUCUCCUCCCCGCUAGGUUUCAUGGUCGGUGCAGACUCCCCGUCCUGCGGUCCCGUCUCCGCAGCCAAUUCUGCUCCUCUGAACCAGACUGUCUCAGAAAGUACAGCGGUCGAUGUGAUGCCGCCGUCUGUGCGUCCACACUGCCCAGCUGACUCUGGAGAGGAUAAGGUGGCAGAGCUCAGCGAGGAGGAUGUGACCGCAUCCUACAUGGGAGACGAGCUGGACCUGAAGACAGUGGGGGACAUUAUUGCCAUCAUUGAAGACAAGGCAGAUGAGACCGCAGAGGCGCUGGAUGCUGCUGCGGUCGAAGCCGCUCUGUCGCUCUGCGAGGAGACGGACCACGCUCUGACCGGGGCCUGGGACGCGGGGCCUUUACAGCCCCAAGAGCCGCACCCCACUCACCGGAUGCUGGAGGGGGGGGCAGAAGUGUCCCUCUCCUCCCUGUACAGCAGCCAAGAGAAUAACCUGUCAGCGUUUCCCCUGGAACUGGGGAGCCUUCCUCCCGCUUCCUCGUGCCACUCAAAGACUUUGGAGCACAGUGCCAAACCUUCACAGUGUCAAGGAGCGGAGCGCUCAAACAAACACGUUUCAACAGAUGGCAGCGCAGAGUGUGAGGGGGAAAAGGAACCGCCCCAGAAACCUGAGAAAGCCUUUAAAGUGUUUGCAGACUCAGUAUUAGAAGACAAACAAGAAACAGACUGGGAGGCCCAGGAGACGAAGGUAGAGGACGGACUUGGACCUGAGGAAGGAGAGAAUGCGUCGGAGUCGAAAGCGGACAGCGAGGUCACGGGACCAGAGCUGUGUGAGGAAGAAGAAGAAGAAGGCGACGGGGCGGAGGAGUUCUCAUCGGAGCCCGACGGCGAAAUGGAGCUGGAGCCUGCCGCCAGCGAGAGCGAGGAUGGUUACAGCCUCCACACAGCGUCUUCAUCGCUCCAGCUCCACACCACCGCAGACUCCAUCCCCAGCAGCCCCGCUUCAUCACAGUUCUCCGUGUGCAGUGAGGACCUGGAAGCUCUGCAGGCUCACAAGAUCUGGAAGAAAGCCAUUAUGCUCGUGUGGCGAGCAGCCGCCAAUCACAGGUAUGCAAAUGUCUUUCUUCAACCAGUAACAGAUGAAAUUGCCCCUGGAUACCACAGCAUCGUUCACAGACCCAUGGACCUGGCCACCAUCAAAAAGAACAUCGAGACCGGCUUAAUACGGACCACGGCCGAGUUCCAGAGGGACAUCAUGCUGAUGUUUCAGAACGCCGUCAUGUACAACGGGCUGGACCACGACGUGUACCACAUGGCCCUGGAGAUGCAGCGCGACGUCCUGGAGCAGAUCCAGCAGUUCCUGGCCACCCAGCUCAUCAUGGAGACGUCCGAAUCCGGCAUCAGCGCCAAGAGCCUGAGGGGCCGCGACAGCACGCGCAGACAGGACUCCGCUGACAAGGACACCGUCUCCAUGUCCUCGCCGGCCUUCCUCCUCUCUCUUUUUGAUGGCGGCACCAGGGGGCGCCGUAGUGCCAUAGAGGCUGACCUCAAGAUGAAGAAGUGAAAAAACAAAUUUCAGAUGAAAGUCUAGUUAGUUGUGUGUGUGAGGCGAAAAAGGACAUGGACGAGUGUUGGCCGGCUGCCUUCGCUGUGUGAUCUCGACUUGCUCUCCAGAACGAUUGGACAAAGCGUGGCGUGGAAAAGCUCCGCUCUAAGACAGCCAUUCAGACGUGGAUUAUAUUCUGUAUAAUCCCAGUUCACUGUGGGGGGUGUCCUGUGUGACCAGGUCAAACCUUUCCUAGAUGUGUCUGCAGAUUACUCCGAUUUAACCUGCUUCUUACAAUCAUCCGCCUGACACCUUCAUGCAUUUCCUUCCUCACGAUGUUUUAAUAGGUGUGGUCCACACAUAAGGGUAUUUGUUACUCCUCGCCUACAGUUGGGUUGAAAUUAAACCAGUUUUAGUGUUUUUUAAUUCAUGAAAUGUGUGUGCGUGCGUGUGUGUGUGUUUGUAAUAUAUAAAACCAAAGGUCAAAGAGUCUGGUGAAAGGUGCGCAUCCUUAAGUGGCAGAGCAGAACGGCACAUAUUCAUCUCAAACAAACGCAUGUGUAACAUUUCAUUUUCUAACCUGGUUUUAAAAGUUUCUUUAAAAGCAAAACAAACAAAAAAAUAAAAUAAUGAAUAUGGUUGUUUUGAUCGUGUAGAAUUAAUUUUGCCUUUGUAAAAACUUCCUGUGAAACGGUAACUCUUCUGACAUUGGUUUGGGUUUAUGUUCAGUGUAUCGGAGAAAAUGUGACAUUUGUGGACCGGGAAAUGUUCUAACUCAAUAAAAUUGUCCUUACUGCAGAAACGCGGCUCAA
Molecule: messenger RNA, 3768 nt
Organism: Fundulus heteroclitus (mummichog)
Lineage: Eukaryota; Metazoa; Chordata; Actinopteri; Cyprinodontiformes; Fundulidae
Gene: brd8a
Product: bromodomain containing 8
Exons: 20
Coding region: 437-2974 (845 amino acids)
Cellular component (GO): NuA4 histone acetyltransferase complex
Molecular function (GO): protein binding
Source: RefSeq, a predicted model, not a curated record